UUCGUUGUUCUUGUUUUUGUUUAUUUUAGAGACCAUAUUAGCGAUCGGCCGUCAGCUGAAGGACAUGAUUUCUCCUUUUCCCAACAAGCCGCAGGUUCCUCCGCUGGCGUCCUCCACGCCCGUCCAGAGGGUGGAGCCGACCGUGGUCUCCUGUGCAAAACGUCCGUCCCCCUCAGCCGUCGGUCCCACGUCCUCCAGCCCCCCCGCCUCCGACCCGCCGCCUCCUCCUCCUCAGCCUCCCGUCACCACGGCGAAGCCUAAACCACAGCCUAAAAUCAUCCUCAGCACCAGGAACGAGCCCAUCGGCCUGAACGUGGCCGACUUCCUGCCG
Molecule: messenger RNA, 331 nt
Organism: Plectropomus leopardus (leopard coralgrouper)
Lineage: Eukaryota; Metazoa; Chordata; Actinopteri; Perciformes; Serranidae
Source: RefSeq, a predicted model, not a curated record